AUGAGCAAUCGACGUACCACUCUCAAGGCACCAGGGAAUGGUGCGGGUCUUUUUAAGACCUCAAACGCGGAUAACACGGUUCUUCAGAAGGAGCUUUUGGAAGAAAACAAACAGGAGAUUUUCGAAGCCUUUUCGUUAUUUGACAUGAAUAACGAUGGGUAUUUAGAUUAUCACGAGUUUAAAGUUGCAGCAAAAGCACUUGGGUUUGAUCUAAGCAAGACGGAGUUAUUGGAUCUGAUAGAUAAGUAUGACAGAGAUGGCAGGCGAUUGAUGCACUACGACGAUUUCUUUUUGAUUAUGGGGGAAAGGAUUUUGAAUAGAGAUCCGCUUGACGAGAUACGUCGCGCCUUCAAGCUUUUCGAUGAUGACAAUACAGGCAAAAUCAGCCUCAAAAACCUGAGGCGCGUGGCCAAAGAAUUGGGAGAAAAUCUUACAGAUGAAGAACUUCGUGCAAUGAUUGACGAAUUCGACCUUGAUAAUGAUGGUGAAAUCAACGAACGCGAGUUUAUCGCCAUUUGCACAGAUAGCUAG
This is a messenger RNA of Lachancea mirantina, 531 nucleotides long. The record is from the annotation of a GenBank genome assembly. NCBI's taxonomy places the organism in Eukaryota, Fungi, Ascomycota, Saccharomycetes, Saccharomycetales, Saccharomycetaceae.